Messenger RNA from Manihot esculenta (cassava), 885 nucleotides. RefSeq names its product germin-like protein 9-3. NCBI's taxonomy places the organism in Eukaryota, Viridiplantae, Streptophyta, Magnoliopsida, Malpighiales, Euphorbiaceae. Bases 51 to 677 code for a protein of 208 amino acids. The record is from RefSeq and is a predicted model, not a curated record. Gene Ontology annotation, molecular function: manganese ion binding. Gene Ontology annotation, cellular component: cell wall. The transcript has a single exon.
UUGAAAAUUCAAGCCACUUCCAAAGUCCUUCUAUAUCCAUAAGAAUUAAAAUGGAAAAAUUCUGCAGCUGCAUAUCUAUUUCCUUGAUCCUUGUACUUGGAAAUGCAAUUCAUGCCAGUGCAGGAGAUCCUGAUAUCCUGAAAGAUUUCUCGGUGCCUCCAAGCCUUGAUCCCAGCACCAUAACAAGGCAAUACUUCACUUUCACAGGCUUCAGAUCCCUCAGGAAAGCUAACUUAACUGGAAAAACAACAGCCCUGGUGACGAAAGCAACUCUGAAAGAAUUCCCUGCCCUGGAAGGCCAAAGCGUAUCCGUUUCUGCGAUAAUGUACCCUCCUUCAGGAAUGAACCUUCCACAUGUUCAUCCCAGAGCCUCUGAGCUCCUAAUAGUGCUCUUAGGGAGUUUAGAAGUUGGGUUCGUCGAUACCACCAACAGGCUCUUUACACAAACUCUUCAGGCUCCUGACAUGUUUAUCUUCCCAAAAGGACUGGUUCAUUUUCAAGUGAACACCAAAACUGAUUCUCCUUCUAUUGCUCUUGGGAUAUUUGGGAGUGCAAGUGCUGGGACUGUCUCAUUGCCUAGUACUGUAUUUGGAAGUGGAAUAAGCGCAGAGAUACUUGCCAAGGCCUUCAAAACAGAUGAGGAGACCAUCUCCAAGCUAAUACAAGCAAAUAAGUAAGUAGCAUCCCAAUGGUGAAGGAGGUCCUUUUCUUGCAGGCUCUGUGGGAGUAGCAUCCUAAAGCAUUGGAUUUCUAUUACAAAAGUAGAUUUAGUUGAUUUUCAGGCCAAUCUGUUCCGAGUAAUAAGCAAAUAAUGUUUAUUAUGUACUGCUGUUUAAUCUUCACAUCGAGCUUUGGGAAUAAUGGUAUUCAUAAAUUUCGUAACUA